Phyllotreta striolata is the source of this 1081-nucleotide messenger RNA. Lineage: Eukaryota; Metazoa; Arthropoda; Insecta; Coleoptera; Chrysomelidae. The record is from the annotation of a GenBank genome assembly.
CCAAAAUGUCCCUGAAAAUCCUCUGUCUCCUCUUCAGUGUAACUUUCGCGAAAGCAGCUGGUCAAACCGGCUGCACUAUAACCGAAUACAAGCAAGUCGACGAUGUGUUGAAACGAUGCACCAACAUAACAAUAUCGAACUUGACCAUGCCGGGAGGAAUACAGUUGAAACUGGACUUGCAGAAAGGCUCCACUCUCACCUUCGAAGGAACCACGGUGUUCGAGGUGGCCCAUUGGGAAGGCCACCUAGUAGAGGUCACCGGAGAAGGAGUGUUGGUUCAAGGAGCACCAGGUAGCAUUUUGAACGCACAAGGCGAGAAAUACUGGGACGGUCAAGGCGGAAACGGAGGCCUCACCAAACCCAAAUUCUUCAAGAUCGGCACCACCGGAGGCUCGGUCUUCAGGCACAUCUACCUGCUGAACUGCGCCCACUUCUGCGUCGGAAUCACCGCCAGCGACGUCCACGUGCACCACUUCACCAUCGACGUCGUCGCGGGUAAUUUGCGAGGCGGAUUGAACACCGACGGUUUCGGCGUCUCUAACUCCCACAACGUGCUGAUUGAGGACUCGGUGGUGAUGAACCAAGACGAUUGCGUGGUGGUGAACCGCGGCACCAACAUGGUCUUCAGGAACCUGCAAUGCUACGGCACCCACGGGCUGAGUUUCUCUGUAGGCGACAGCCACAAGGACGCGGUGAAUGGUGUCACCAAAAACAUCACCUUCGAGGAUUGCCACGUCGCUGACGGCCUCUACGGCAUCCAUUUUAAGACCAAAAGAGGCACCGGGUUGGUGACUGAUGUUACUUAUAAAAACAUCAAGUUGUCUGGCAUACAGGAAGAUGGAAUCUACAUUAACCAAGAUUACGGUGAUAUAGGGAAUACGAGUAGAUCGUUGCAAAUAGCUAAUUUGAGUAUAAAUAACGUGUAUGGUUCGAUGAAUGGAGCAUUAGCUAGGCCUGUGCAUGUUGUUUGUAAUGAAAAUGCUUGUUCGAACUGGAAUUGGUCUGGAAUCAGCAUUGAGGGAACUGGAAAGAAUUAUUGCAAUUUUUCUCCUAACGGUUUCAAUUGUUGAAUAAAGUUUUA